Messenger RNA from Monodelphis domestica (gray short-tailed opossum), 2083 nucleotides. RefSeq names its product atonal bHLH transcription factor 1 (gene ATOH1). The record is from RefSeq and is a predicted model, not a curated record. Gene Ontology annotation, biological process: axon development; positive regulation of transcription by RNA polymerase II; sensory organ development. Gene Ontology annotation, cellular component: nucleus. NCBI's taxonomy places the organism in Eukaryota, Metazoa, Chordata, Mammalia, Didelphimorphia, Didelphidae. Gene Ontology annotation, molecular function: E-box binding; protein dimerization activity; DNA-binding transcription factor activity, RNA polymerase II-specific.
AUGUCCCGUCUGCUGCACGCAGAAGAGUGGGCUGAAGUGAAGGAGUUAGGAGACCACCACCACCACUCCCAUUCCCAACAUCACCAUAACCAGCAGCAACAGCAGCCGCAACCAGCUCCGAAUCUUCCCGGGAGAGAGCACCAAGGCUAUCCUCCUGGGCUGUCGCUCCUGGACAGCACCGAUCCACGCGCCUGGCUGGCUCCCACUUUGCAGGGCAUCUGCACGGCACGCGCCGCCCAGUACUUGCUGCAUUCCCCGGAAUUGGGUGCAGCCGAGACCCUGUCCCACCACGACGAGGCAGAUUCAAGGGGGGACCUUGUGAGAAGGAGCGGCAGUAACAGCAGCCCCAGCAGUAGCAGCAGCAGUAGCAGCAGCAGCAGCAGCAGCAGUAGCAGCAGCGGAAGCAGCAGCGGGAGCACCAGCAGCCUCAGCAAGAGUCCUGGGUCGAUGAAAGUGAGGGAGCAGUUGUGCAAGCUGAAAGGUGGGUUGGAUGAACUCAAUUGCAGCAGGCAGAGAGUCCCUUCCAGCAAGCAGGUGAACGGGGUACAGAAACAGAGGAGGCUGGCUGCCAAUGCCAGAGAAAGGAGAAGGAUGCACGGGCUCAACCACGCCUUCGACCAGCUUCGCAACGUUAUCCCGUCCUUCAAUAACGACAAGAAGCUCUCCAAGUACGAAACUCUGCAGAUGGCUCAGAUCUACAUUAAUGCCCUGUCCGAUUUACUGCAAACACCUAGCGGUGGUGAGCAGCCAUCUCAGCCCCCAGCCUCUUGCAAAAACGACCACCACCACCUCCGAGCAUCUUCCUACGAAACGAGUGCAGGCGCGGCCAGCACUUCUGCAGUCUCCCCUGUCCCGGGAGGUGGACCAAGACCAUCCCCGCAGAGUAAUUGCAGGACACGCUUCUCGGCCCCGACCUCUGCGGGAGGUUACUCCGUGCAACUGGACGCUCUGCACUUCUCAUCUUUCGAAGAAACCGCUCUGACCGCUAUGAUGGCUCAAAAGACUCUGUCACCUCUGCCAGGAGGCAUCCUGCAGCCGGCGCAGGAAGAAAGUAGCAAAACUUCUCCCAGGUCCCACAGAAGUGAUGGGGAGUUUUCCCCUCGUUCUCAUUACAGUGACUCGGACGAGGCAAGUUAGGGAGGUAACAGUUACAACUGAGUAAACCGAGGCAGAAACAAAACCAGAGUGGACUCUAUCAGAAAGUGGGAAGGGUGUCCCACUUCUGUUGUUGCUACGUGAUUUGUCAUUAUCUAGCAACGACUUGUCUACAUUUUUCAAAAUUUGGUGAAUUUAUAAAUGCCCCCCCCCCUCAUAUUCUUGGUGAAAAUUGGUUGUUAACGUUGUCUCCUUUGUCUCUACCUUCUGCCCCUUUGUAGAUAUAUACAAUAUGUAUAUUUUUACAUCAAUAGUCUAGUUCCCGGCUGCCAACGAGUUGCUUAAAAUCAGCAGCUUCACUUCCAUUGCUAAUUUGGGUUUAAUUUAUUUUAUACCCUGGGCAUUCCUGUUUUUCCGCGUGCUCUUGUGUGGGCGGUAGUCUUCCGAAGUUAUAUUCCUCAUUUUCUAAAAUGAAAAACAAGAUACUUCUAAAGAGUAUACCUUUUGGAUGUGUGUAAUUGUCAGACAAGGCGAAGCCUUGAGGUUUAUAUGUAUAUAUAAUAUAAUAUAGUAUAUAAUAUACUCAUUACGCAUAUCUCAUGUUGGUCAUGUUGGCGUCUUUAAGGAAGUUUGGCGCACGCACUUUAUCGGCCGCCACGAAUGCGGCUUCAAGAGGAAAUUUAACUGCCAACUGGAAAACCAGUUUUGAACAUAGCCACUUAUAACCUUUAAGCUCCUUACAAGUGUUUGCUUUAAAAAGAAAGAAAAGAAAAGAAAACCAAUUUAGUCGUGUCAAAAUUUUUGGUCGAUUUUAUUAGCUUCGUUGAUGUUAGAAUACUUAUUUAUUACGGAGUGUUUGCUACCAUUUCUACUUAUCUUUUCAUUUUUUACUUUUUUCUACAAGAUCAUUUAUUUUAAUUUAGAAAAGCCAACUGCCAUUGUUUUAUGAUGUACUUGCUUUUGCAAAAGAUGAAAAUAAAUGUGAAAA